ACCUACUCGAAACACCUGGACGGCCCGGAUCCCCCGCCCGCGCCCGGUCACGGACGCCAAGACGCCAUCUCGUCUCGUCCAUUCCAACCCCUCCAAACCCAAACCCCCCAAUUCUGACCGCGCGAACCGCGACUCGCGCCACCACCAGACCAGACGACACGACACGCUGCGCCCCAAGUCAUAUACCGCCCGCCGCGACCUCGUCCAACAAACGCAACGCAAACACUCGCUCGAUCGCCACAUGCCGACGCCUCGUCCUCGCCACCGCCACCAUGCGCUCCCGCUCGCGCUCGCGCUCGCCGCGCCGCUGCUGCUGCUAGCCGCGGCGGACGGGCAGCCGAACGAGUCGAGGGACAAGAACAACGGCGGCGGGGGAGGUGGGUUCAUGGCGCCCAGCGGCGGAGGCGGCGGCAUGGGCUCUCAGUCGCCGAGCUUCAGCGCGCCCAUGGUGGUGCUCCUCGUGGCGCUCAUCGCGGCCUUCUUCUUCAUCGGGUUCUUCUCCAUCUAUAUCCGGCGGUGCGGCGGCGAGGCCUCCACGGGGCCGACCAUCCCGGCCGCGGCGCUGGCGGCGCUGUCGCGGCAGGAGCAGCGGAGCCGGCGGCAGCGCGGGCUCGACCCCGCCGUGGUCGAGUCGUUCCCCACCAUGAAGUACGCCGAGGCGAGGGAGCUCCGCGACGGCGGCAAGGACGCCGUGCUCGAGUGCGCCGUCUGCCUCAGCGAGUUCGACGACGACGAGGAGCUCCGGUUGCUGCCCAAGUGCAGCCACGCCUUCCACCCGGACUGCAUCGGGGAGUGGCUCGCCGGCCACGUCACCUGCCCUGUCUGUCGGUGCAACCUUGCGCCCGACGCGGCGGCGGCGGAAGCGAACGUCGUCUCCGGCGAGGUGGAUGGGGAGCAGCAGGAGGAGGAGGUGGUGGUGGCCAUCGACGUGGACCGCGAGGGCGAGGAGGAGGACGAGGAGAGGCGGAGGGAGGCGAUGGAGCUCGAGAGGAUCGGCAGCCAGCGCCGCGCGGUGCGGUCGAGGUCGGGGCGGCCGCUGCCGCUGCCGCGGUCGCACUCGACGGGCCACUCCCUCGCCACGACGCGGCUCGGCGACGCCGGCGACCUCGAGCGGUUCACGCUGCGCCUGCCGGAGCACGUGCGCAGGGAGAUGGUCGCCGCCGCCGGCGAGGAGAGCCUGCGCCGCACCGCCGUCCGGGAAGGCCGCGUCGGCGGCGGCGCCCGGAGCGCGCGGAUCGGGCGGUCCGACCGGUGGCCGUCGUUCAUCGCGAGGACCUUCUCCUCGAGGAUCCCGUUCUGGUCUGCGUCGAGGAGGGUACUCGACGCCGCGGAGGCCGGAGCUGACGCCGCCGCCACCACCACCACCACGACGCCAACGUCAACGGCGAGGACCAAGCGUGACAAGACGGCCGCCGCCGCAGAUGGCUCCGUGAGCUCAGCCAAGGGCAGCGUCCGCUUCGACUGUCUCGGCGGCGGCGGCGGCGGCGGCGGCCCGAGCAACAGAGUCGUCGCCUUCGCCAACGACGACGAGGAGGAUGACGACGAGAAGCCAAUCGCCCGGCAAGUUUGAGCUCGCGCCAUGCGCGGUGGCGGCGCCAGUGCAUGCAUCAUCUGAUCAGAAAACCAAUCCGCGGCGGCUUCUCGCAGCGAUCCGCCAUGGCUGGACCUUCGAUGAAUCAGCUCGUGCACGGACACAGAUCACUAGAAAAGAUCAUCAAUUUGAGUUGAAAAUACCACUCCUAAAUUAGUACUAGAUUGUUAAUUAUACAUUUUUCUCUCCAUUGCUUCUUUGGAUAGAGAAGUGGCGUGGAAACGUUCAAAGAUCCAAUUUUUCUUCCCCUCCGUUGAAAAACUGGAGCGGGGUUGUACUUGUACCGGCACUGUAUUCAAAUAUUCAUGUGAUUAUUCGUAUCCUUCAAACGAGCUUAGGUUGCUGGACUUAUCAAA
Oryza sativa Japonica Group (Japanese rice) is the source of this 1947-nucleotide messenger RNA. Its product is annotated as E3 ubiquitin-protein ligase ATL31. Lineage: Eukaryota; Viridiplantae; Streptophyta; Magnoliopsida; Poales; Poaceae. The record is from RefSeq and is a predicted model, not a curated record.